Molecule: messenger RNA, 1360 nt
Organism: Canis lupus familiaris (dog)
Lineage: Eukaryota; Metazoa; Chordata; Mammalia; Carnivora; Canidae
Gene: RTN4RL2
Product: reticulon 4 receptor like 2
Exons: 3
Coding region: 95-1360 (421 amino acids)
Cellular component (GO): plasma membrane
Molecular function (GO): protein binding
Source: RefSeq, a predicted model, not a curated record
GCCCCGCGGGGUCCCCGCCGUCCGUCCGGCGGGCCCAGGGAGCGAGUGGGAGCGCCCUCCCCCCGCCGCCCCCUCCCCCGAGCGUCGAGACAAGAUGCUGCCCGGGCUCGGGCGCCUGCUGCAAGGUCCCGCCUCGGCCUGCCUCCUGCUGAUGCUCCUGGCCCCGCCCCCCGCGGCCCCCAGCUGCCCCAUGCUCUGCACCUGCUACUCGUCCCCGCCCACCGUGAGCUGCCAGGCCAACAACUUCUCCUCCGUGCCGCUGGCCCUGCCGCCCAGCACGCAGCGACUCUUCCUGCAGAACAACCUCAUCCGCACGCUGCGGCCCGGCACCUUCGGACCCAACCUGCUCACCCUGUGGCUCUUCUCCAACAACCUCUCUACCAUCUACCCGGGCACCUUCCGCCACCUGCAGGCCCUGGAGGAGCUGGACCUCGGCGACAACCGGCACCUGCGCUCCCUGGAGCCUGACACCUUCCAGGGCCUGGAGCGGCUGCAGUCUCUGCAUCUGUACCGCUGCCAGCUCAGCAGCCUGCCUGGCAACAUCUUCCGCGGCCUGGUCAGCCUGCAGUACCUCUACCUCCAGGAGAACAGCCUGCUCCACCUCCAGGAUGACCUGUUCGCGGACCUGGCCAACCUGAGCCACCUCUUCCUCCACGGGAACCGCCUGCGGCUGCUCACGGAGCACGUGUUCCGCGGCCUGGGCAGCCUGGACCGGCUGCUGCUGCACGGGAACCGGCUGCAGGGCGUGCACCGCGCGGCCUUCCGCGGCCUCAGCCGCCUCACCAUCCUCUACCUGUUCAACAACAGCCUGGCCUCGCUGCCCGGCGAGGCGCUGGCCGACCUGCCCGCGCUCGAGUUCCUGCGGCUCAACGCCAACCCCUGGGCGUGCGACUGCCGCGCGCGGCCGCUCUGGGCCUGGUUCCAGCGCGCGCGCGUGUCCAGCUCCGACGUGACGUGCGCCACCCCCCCGGAGCGCCAGGGCCGCGACCUGCGCGCCCUCCGCGACUCCGACUUCCAGGCCUGCCCGCCCGCCGCGCCCACCCGGCCCGGGAGCCGCGCGCGCGGCAACAGCUCGUCCAACCACCUGUACGGCGUGGCCGAGGCCGGGGCGCCGCCCGCCGACCCCUCCACCCUCUACCGAGACCUGCCCGCCGAGGACCCGCGGGGCCGCCAGGCCGGGGGGGACGCGCCCACGGAGGACGACUACUGGGGGGGCUACGGCGGCGAGGACCAGCGCGGCGAGCAGACGUGCCCGGGCGCGGCCUGCCAGGCGCCCCCGGACUCCCGCGGCCCCGCGCUCUCGGCCGGGCUGCCCAGCCCUCUGCUCUGCCUCCUGCUCCUGGCGCCCCACCACCUCUGA